AUGCAAUCUAGCUCUCUUGAGAAUAUGUUGAAGGAGUAUAUAGUGAAGAAUGAAACAAUUAUCAAAAGCCAAGCAGCAUCAUUGAGAAACUUAGAAAACCAAGUUGGUGGGAAAGAGUUGGAGCAUCCCAAGACAAAUUCUGGGCAUAAGGGUGAGCCCUCUUCAUUCAAAAUAAAUGAGGAAAUCCAAAAAGAUGCUGAAAUUCCUAGUGUACAAAAAUCUACCUCUGCCCAGAAUGUUGGAGGAAUGCCGCAGCAUAAGCACCCAGACAGCUCAAUUUCAAAGCAGCCACCUCCAUUUCCCCAACGUUUUCAGAAGCAAAAGUUGGAUUCGCAAUUCAAGAAAUUUUUAGAUAUGUUAAAGCAGUUGCAUAUCAACAUCCCACUUGUAGAGGAACUUGAGCAAAUGCCUAACUAUGUGAAAUUCAUGAAAGAUGUUCUUACAAGGAAGAGAAGUAUUAAUUUGAUGUCAAUGUCUGUUUUCAUGCAAUUGGGGAUCGGACAAGUUAGACCUACUACAGUUACUCUUCAACUUGCAUAUAGAUCUCUUGCUCAUCCAGAUGGGAAGAUUGAAGAUGUGUUUGUGAGGGUAGACAAAAUCAUAUUCCCUACUGAUUUUAUUGUGCUAGACUAUGAGGCGGAUAGAGAGGUGCCCAUUAUCUUAGGGAGGUCAUUUCUUGCAACAGGAAGAACUUUAAUAGAUGUGCAGAAGGGUGAGCUUAUUAUGAGGGUCCAAGAUGAAAAGGUAACUUUUAAUGUUUUUAAGGCUAUGAUAUUUCCUGUUGAGGUUGAGGAAUGCUCAAUGGUUUCAGUGGUAGAUUCUUUGGCAUCAAAUGAGUUUGAGACUAGUAAUGUUGAUGAUCCAUUAGAGAGGUUAUUGUUGUUUAACUCUCACAAUGAUGAAGAUGAGGAGGAGUACUUAGCUUGGUUGGAGGCUAAUUCUCAAGGGUUAAGAACAAGAGGCCGAUUUGAUUCAUUAGAGUUGUCGUCUAGGGAGUUCAAAGCUCCUAAACCAUUGAAAGUCUUGCCAUCACAUUGGUAA
Molecule: messenger RNA, 1041 nt
Organism: Humulus lupulus (European hop)
Lineage: Eukaryota; Viridiplantae; Streptophyta; Magnoliopsida; Rosales; Cannabaceae
Exons: 3
Coding region: 1-1041 (346 amino acids)
Source: RefSeq, a predicted model, not a curated record